AUGAUCGAUUCAUCGUACUACGGCCAGUCAGGCCCGUCGGUGGGCUUCAGACUCCCGCCGUCUUCUUUCUUCCAAUUGCCCGGCUCGCUGCCAAUGAGCCUUGCGCCUCCAGUGAAUGAGCGCUCCCUCUCGCAGCCAUUCCAGAUUUCACCAGACCUCUACGCGAAACUCCUCGAUUACCGAGUACCACUCACAAUUGGAAGCGUCUACGCGACCACCGUUAUUCUCCUCAACCGAGUCAACAAGUCUCGCGGAUACAAGCCCUGGGCCAUUAGCAAGACCAGUUGGUUCAAACUCCUGGUUAUCUUGCACAAUGUCUUUCUCGCAGUCUACUCCGCAUGGACAUGCGUGGGUACGUGGCGGACAAUGCGCAGCACAAUCCCUCGCUUUAACAACGAAUUUGGUGCCGCUGGUGUCAUCGAUGGUUUCUGCAGGGUUGCCGGUCCUCGUGGUCUGGGAAAUGGUGCCUCGUACAAUUCAACAAGUGACCAGUGGUUCAUGCCUAAUCCUGAAUAUAAAUUAGCCGACAAUGGUCUCCCAGAUCCCACUGAUGUGGGACGUUUGUGGAAUCAAGGUCUUGCCUAUUACGGGUGGAUCUUCUAUUUGUCCAAGUUCUACGAAGUUAUCGACACCGCAAUCAUCUUAGCCAAGGGCAAGAGGAGCUCCACACUGCAAACCUACCACCACACCGGUGCCAUGCUGUGCAUGUGGGCGGGUAUUCGCUACAUGGGACAACCGAUCUGGAUCUUCGUUUUGGUCAAUUCGUUUAUCCAUGCGAUGAUGUACAGUUAUUACACACUCACCGCGCUGCACAUCCGUGUCCCCAACGCAAUCAAGCGUUCACUCACGACAAUGCAGAUCACGCAGUUUGUCUUUGGCACAUUCUCCGCCAGCUCAUACAUGUUUGUGCGAUACACGAUCCCUGUUACCGCCUCUCAGUCUGUGUUCUGGGACCAUGUCACCAAGUCGAUCCCGGCUGCUGCAUCGGCUGCCGAAUCUGGAAUUGCCGCUGCUACUGCUUCCGCAGGUCUGGUUCCAUGGUUAAAGAAAAUCGCAUUCCGUGCUGCCGGUGCUGAAGGCAUUGCCGAGAACGUGCUCAAUGCCCAGGGACAGCAUUUUGGUGCAGAUGCUCUGAAUGCUGCACGGUUCUCCCAGACACAGCAAGAACGACUGUCUGAAAAUGCCGUUUUCUACAAAUCCAUUGACUGUGUGGACAACAGUGGUCAAGCGUUUGCCAUCUGGUUGAACGUCUUGUAUCUCCUCCCGCUAACCUAUCUUUUCGCCCGCUUCUUUGUCAAGUCCUACCUUCGCCGCAUGGAGCCUGUUGAGAGACAAAAGCCUUCGACCCAAAUCCAACAAGUGGAGCAAGCCGGUCUCGAUGCGCUAAAGGGAGUCCGUAGGGAGAUUCGUAAGGCUGCUCUAGAGCAAAAUGGUGAUGGUGGUGACACUUCGGCAACAGACGAGGAAUUUUCGAAUGAUAGAUUGAAGCCGCUUAGCUCAAUCACAAAGAAGGCUGCAGCUAAACACUGA
Talaromyces atroroseus is the source of this 1530-nucleotide messenger RNA. RefSeq lists its product as hypothetical. Gene Ontology annotation, biological process: sphingolipid biosynthetic process; fatty acid elongation, saturated fatty acid; fatty acid elongation, monounsaturated fatty acid. Gene Ontology annotation, molecular function: fatty acid elongase activity. The transcript has a single exon. The coding region runs from base 1 to 1530 and encodes 509 amino acids. The record is from RefSeq and is a predicted model, not a curated record. NCBI's taxonomy places the organism in Eukaryota, Fungi, Ascomycota, Eurotiomycetes, Eurotiales, Trichocomaceae. Gene Ontology annotation, cellular component: endoplasmic reticulum membrane.